Drosophila eugracilis is the source of this 1448-nucleotide messenger RNA. RefSeq lists its product as uncharacterized. The record is from RefSeq and is a predicted model, not a curated record. The transcript is spliced from 2 exons. Lineage: Eukaryota; Metazoa; Arthropoda; Insecta; Diptera; Drosophilidae. Bases 849 to 1409 code for a protein of 186 amino acids.
AAUAUAUUGUUUCUCUACCUAAAAAAAAGGAUGUGGUCAUGGGUUAAGGACCUGUCACCUGGCCUUGCAUUUUUCGAGAGGGUUAGAGAGGCUGAGCCCAGUGGCUGCCAAGGUGUAAUCCAAUCGAGAGCCAUCCGACUGGUCAAGUGAUAUUGGAUUUCCUGCUCAGUUCUCUGGUAGGGGAGCAGAGAGAAAAUGCAAAGCUGAUGAAUUUGUUAAGCAAAUGGAAAAUGCGGCACGCCGGCAAAUCCCACCAAGUGCAGUUGGCAAGUGUAACAGUAAGUGGACAAACAAUAAACUGGCUAAUUUAUGGUCGCUCAUCAUCCGGAGAUCAUCUGCCAUCCGGCGAACCAGUUGGUUCUGCAAUCUUCAUCGGACCUCACACACUAAUAAAUCCAGUUGCCGCUGAUGACGACACAAAAGCAGCGACGGCGGCAGCGACGUCGGCCGACUGAUUUUUGAUUUAAGAAGAAAAAGAGAAAAAAACAAAUUACAAACGGUCCGCAGAUCUCAUUUAUUUGCCGCACUCCGAGGCGUUCACAACGUUCAAAAGCAGCGCGCUCGAGCUAAGAAAAAAAAAGUAAAAACCAAGCCGAAGCGUCGGCAAAGCAGUGCGAGGAAAACGCAACAAAGUGCAAAUCAGAUAUAUAUCGCUUAUAAAAAGAAUUUAAAUAACUAACCAUAAACGUGAUAGCACGUGUGAUUAACGUUACGCAUAAAUUAAUUUCAAGUAAACAUCUUCGCUUGAAGGACACUCGGGCAAUAAAUUUUACAAUCAGCAAAUAUAAUUAAGGAAAACUCAGCAAUCGACUAAGUUAACCGGCAGCUGCAAUCACAGCCAUUUAAAUAUGUCGCCGCUGCUUCCAUUGGCAUCUCUAAUCAUCUUGGCCAAUUUGGUGGCAGCUCGACCCUAUUCCUAUGGCCCAAGGCCAGCUGUUCCGCCCACGAGACUGGCUAAUCGGAUUCUGGUGCAGUCGCCAUCGCUGGACAAUUUGUACAUGGACUACGUGGUCACAUCGAAGCCGCUGAAUCUUCGCAAAUACAACAAGAAUGGCAGUAAGACGAAAAAAACGAAAAAGGAUUCGAAAAUAUAUUACAUACCCGUACCCCCACUGCCCUUCCGACACAUACCUGGCGUUGGUCUGGACUAUCAGCCGAUGAAAAUCAAUCCCAUACUCCAGGAGGAGGAGAAGACGACCACCACAACGUUGCGUCCGUCGACGACGACAUCUAGGCCCAAUCUGGACCAGUGGAAUCCCAGUAAGGUGCUCCGAGUGCAGCACCAUAAGGAUUACUACUUCAAUGGACGCCCACAUCGACUACAGGUGGCCCAUGCCGGUAAAAAGUCCGGACUGACAGCCCUCAACCUAAAGUCCAAUUUCUACUAUAACAAAAACAUUAUUUAUUAGUACUCUUAGUUAGCAAAUAAUAAAAAACCAAAACAUAAA